UUUCAUAUUGCCGGUUGAUAGUAGAGUACUUAAAAGUGCUGGUGUUUGCUGUAAAUAUUAAAAAGAAAAAAAUAUUACUAAAAAAAAGUGCUAAAAAUCAUGACCAAAGUAUUACCAAAAUCUAUUUUAUUGGCAUUUAUCAAUUUGGCCUUCUUGAGCUGUGUUACAUGGGCCAAUAAUUGUCCGGGUUGUGUGGACUUAGAUGAUAUAACAUUUGAGAAAACCAUUAAACGUUUUCCCUAUGCUUUGGUUAAAUUUGAUAUAGCCUAUCCGUAUGGUGACAAACAUGAAGCAUUUGCAGCCUUUGCCAAAGCAGCUCAUGCUGCCACCGAUGACCUCUUAAUUGCUACCGUGGGCGUCAAGGAUUAUGGUGAAAAUGAGAACAAAGCAUUGGCUGAGCGUUUUGAAGUAGAUGAGAAAAAUUACCCCGCAAUAUUUCUAUUUCGUAAGGGUGAGGAUAAGCCUUUACCUUUACCCUCUCACUUGGAUAUUAGUGUGGAUAGUCUAAAGACUUUUGUCAGUUCCAAUACUGAUUUGUAUAUUGGUCGCGAAGGCUGUCUUAAGCAAUUAAAUGAUUUAGCUAAGAACUUUGCCAACUUGGAAGACCCGCAACAACAGGAACGUUUGGCUGAAGGUAAAAAAUUGGCAAACAAUUUUACCAAAGAUUGGGAAAUGGCAAGUGCUAAAACCUAUAUUACUUUUAUGGAGAAAAUCAUCAAAAAUGGUUAUAAAUUUGUGGAGGACGAAACAAAACGUUUGUUACGUUUAAGAGCCGGUAAAGUAUCACAGGCUAAAAAGGCUGAAUUAAAUAUUAAGUUAAAUAUCUUAGAAGCUUUUCGUGUGAAUAAAUUAACUAAAGAAGAGUUGUAAAAAAUCCAAAGCCAAAGAAAAUAUGUUGUGUUAAAUUAUUGUAAUGUUGUGUUGGGUUAAGGGAAAAAGUAGUUUCCUGAUUGGUAUUUGAAUAGCAGUAGUAUGCUGUGCCACGGCCACUACUAUUCAAACACUCAUUUUUAAUAUUAUUGAGUUUAGCUUUAGCUUAGUAAUUUACUAAAUUACUACGUGGCGUGGCACUACUCUUGGAAUGCCCAUUUUAACCGAAAUAUAUGUAGAAUUUCCCCAAAAGUUAAAUCCCGGGGUCUAAAGGCUACUUUCCUAAAGUAAGAAAACAGUAUUUUCCACCAUGGUAAUACAUAUUGAAGACAUUAUACAAAA
Lucilia sericata (common green bottle fly) is the source of this 1212-nucleotide messenger RNA. It is a transcript of the gene wbl, whose product is annotated as protein windbeutel. The transcript has a single exon. Lineage: Eukaryota; Metazoa; Arthropoda; Insecta; Diptera; Calliphoridae. Bases 100 to 870 code for a protein of 256 amino acids. The record is from RefSeq and is a predicted model, not a curated record. Gene Ontology annotation, biological process: protein secretion. Gene Ontology annotation, cellular component: endoplasmic reticulum; endoplasmic reticulum lumen.